AUGGUCGAAGCCAAGGUCAUCUACAUCGCCCUUCUGCGUUGCAACGACCCCCCGACGUUCCUUCUACAGCACUACAAGCUUUCGGACCUGAAGUUCCUUGCCCGCGGCACGGCGAAAAGCAUAGCCGUUUUCGCUGCUCGGGAAAUCGCCAGCAGGAUAGGUUCAGGGGAGAACGUGAUAGUUCAUGAAGAUAAAUUCGACAUAUUAGCCCAUCGUUGGGACUCGGAUGUCUGUGCUGUAUGCGUCUGCGGCCACGGAUACCCGGAGCGUGUGGCCUUCUCUCUUCUGCAACUGGCGUUCUUUGAGUUUAUCGCGCAAUAUCCCGAUGCAGGUGUGCAGUACAACACUGACGUAAAGCUCAACGUGCCCCAAAUUAAGGCCUUAUUCGAUAAAUACCGGGAUCCUAAACUUGUUGACGCCUACACCAACGUUGCCGACAAGCUGCAGAACACCAUAAGCGUCGUCCACAAGACGCUGGCCGACAUGCUUCAGAACGAGGAAACUCUGGAGGCACUCGUUACCCAAAGCAAGGACCUCUCCACGCGUACGAAGAACGUUUUUUCCAAAAGUCGCAAACUGAAACGGCGAUCGUGCUGCGUAUUUAUGUGA
Messenger RNA from Babesia ovata, 609 nucleotides. Its product is annotated as Synaptobrevin like YKT6. The record is from RefSeq and is a predicted model, not a curated record. Gene Ontology annotation, biological process: endoplasmic reticulum to Golgi vesicle-mediated transport. Gene Ontology annotation, cellular component: Golgi apparatus. Bases 1 to 609 code for a protein of 202 amino acids. NCBI's taxonomy places the organism in Eukaryota, Apicomplexa, Aconoidasida, Piroplasmida, Babesiidae. The transcript has a single exon. Gene Ontology annotation, molecular function: SNAP receptor activity.